UUAGUGCAUUUUCUCUAACUCUCCUUUUUAGCUCCCUCAUUACUCUUCUAUGCCGUUUCUCUCUCUCACUCACCCAUCUCUUCACAUUACUCCCGUUCUUAUCUUUUUUUUUUUUUUUUUUGUUUAAAUUUAAACAUUUUUGGAGUUUCUAUGGGUUUGGAUCAGUCUUCUCCCCAUGUUUUUUUGUUCCUUGCAGGUUCGAUUUACCCACGAUCUUCUAAUGUAGGUUUAACUGCAUAUGCAGCGUUUGGCCCAUUUAAUUGCAUGUUAGAUCUAUAGGUUUUUUUUCAAUGGAUUUUUGGAUUUAGAUUUUUCGGGUAUGUUUGUAGGUUUUUCAUUGAAGUUUUGGGUUUCAAUUUUCUGACAAUAUGUUAGAUCUGUAGGGUUUUUUCAUUAGAUUUUUUUGGUUCCAAUCUUCUGAGUAUGUUAGCUUUGUAGGGAUUUUGUCAUUGGAUUUUUGGGUUUCAAUUUUCUGUGUAGGUUAGUUCUAUAGGCUUUUUGUGGAAUUUUUGGAUUUCCUGAAUAUGUUAAAGAGAAGAAGGGAGACCCAACCGUGCAGCCCCCGCAGAUCUCUCCUCUCUCAUUUACAUAAACCCACGCUGCUAGCCUUAUUUCGCCACCAGUUGCCAGUUGUCGAUGCUUCAGUCGCUCAUCCAUCGCAUUUCUACCGUCGAUCGUCCAGCCACCGUCGGUCGCCACUACCAGUAGUUCAACACCACCGCCCUUGCCCAUUCAAACUGCUGGAAGAUUCUGUUAGCUUCGCCGGAAUCUUGGAUUUUUGUAAGAUUUUCGUUAUUUUGGUAAGGGGUAAGGAAAGACGAGCAAAUGACAAGAAGAAUCCGUAACCGUACCAUUGGGACUAUUAGAUGCUUCUGCUCAUGUUUUCAUGUUUGAAAUGAUAAUCUUAAUGUUUGAACCUAGAGUUCUAGAAUUUUCACUUUUAAACUCUUUAUGAAAAUUUCCGAGUUUUGUUUUUAUGAUUUUAAGGGUACCCCAAACUAAGAUUUUAUGUUAUUUGAUCGUUUAUUUUGUUUACUUGAUAAAAUGUUUUUUAUUCUUUUUGCUUAAGUUGUAAAAGAGUUUACUUUCAAAUUUAUGCAUGCAUAACGUAAUGGGCGUUAGUAGUCUUAGAGAGUUGGGUCAUUACAUAUACUUACUUCAUUGACCAAAGUUCAUCUCUAAGUAUUUGAAAUGAGGGGGGAAAAAGGCAGAAUCUUACAUCUAAGUAAUGGCCCUGUUACUGAGUUUAUGAGAAGCGGAGAUCCGUUCAUAGUCUCACUGGUGAGGAAACGUGAAAAAAGGUUUUUCAAAGAUCUGAGCUCUAACGUGCGCGCGUUGCUCCCUCUUUCCUUCACCAAUCAUGACCGACUGUGCCAAGCCGCCACACAUCAUCACCACUCCUCCAGGCCCAGCUGGCACUGCUCAUUCCGUCUGUCGCCUUCAGCCGAUUCUCACCGCCGUUCAUCAACUCCUCACGUCUCUGUGUGUCUCCGUUGUCGGUUCGCCUUUUGCAAGCCACUACCACCGCCGUUUACUGCCAAGAACUACCAUAUUUUGUCGAAUCUUGCUUUUGGAAUAAAGAUUUUGAAGAUUUUGGGAUGUUGCUCAUCAAGGAAGAGACCAAUUUCCGGCAGAAAAUUAUUAAAGUUUGGUUGGCCAAUUGACUUGAGUUUUGGAAUUUGUUUUGGACCAAGCCACAACUUUGAUUCACCAGAGGUGAUGAUUUUCUUUAGGAUUUCACCAGAGUUUUGUGUUUCCUUCGGGAUUCACCAAAGAUUUGUGGGUACAUCUCACUUAUGGUAGGGCAGUUCAACUAACAACUUGAUGGUCAACCCGUAGAAAGUAAAGAUUUAUGAGUCCCACUAGAGAUUUGUUGGGUUGAUGUCCUAAAUCUCGUAGGGUUCUGUAGUUUGUAAACACAUGUAUGAACAAACAUUUGUAAUGUAAUAAUAUGAGAUAUUUUCUUCA
This is a messenger RNA of Benincasa hispida (wax gourd), 1968 nucleotides long. Lineage: Eukaryota; Viridiplantae; Streptophyta; Magnoliopsida; Cucurbitales; Cucurbitaceae. The record is from RefSeq and is a predicted model, not a curated record.